CUUGUCGUGACUGGAUCAGAGAGGAGAGGCCGGCCAAAGGCUGUUCAGCCUGGUAAUCGCGAGUGGGUAACAGCUAUCGCUGCGAUCAACGCUGCUGGCUGGAUAAUCCCACCCUUCCUUAUCUUUGCUGGCCAAUAUCACCUAUCUGCCUGGUACGAGCAGGCAGAGAUCCCACGCGACUGGGUAAUUGCAGUCAGCGACAAUGGCUGGACGAAUAACGAGCUUGGAGUUGAGUGGCUAAAGCACUUUCACGCCCAUACUAAGACUCGUUGCGUAGGUGCACGUCGCCUGCUUAUCCUUGAUGGCCACGAGAGCCACCACUCUCUUGAAUUUCAAGAGCUCUGCAAGGAGAACAAUAUCUACACGCUCUGCAUGCCACCUCACUCAUCUCACCUGCUGCAGCCACUUGACGUUGGCUGCUUCUCGCCGUUGAAGCGCGCGUACAGCCGUGAGAUUGAGGCUCUGAUCCGCCACCACAUCAACCACAUCACCAAGCUUGAAUUUCUGCCA
Molecule: messenger RNA, 510 nt
Organism: Didymella exigua CBS 183.55
Lineage: Eukaryota; Fungi; Ascomycota; Dothideomycetes; Pleosporales; Didymellaceae
Product: CENP-B protein
Exons: 1
Cellular component (GO): nucleus
Molecular function (GO): DNA binding
Source: RefSeq, a predicted model, not a curated record